Messenger RNA from Aplysia californica (California sea hare), 3904 nucleotides. RefSeq names its product SH2B adapter protein 2. Gene Ontology annotation, molecular function: transmembrane receptor protein tyrosine kinase adaptor activity. The record is from RefSeq and is a predicted model, not a curated record. Gene Ontology annotation, cellular component: plasma membrane. NCBI's taxonomy places the organism in Eukaryota, Metazoa, Mollusca, Gastropoda, Aplysiida, Aplysiidae. Gene Ontology annotation, biological process: intracellular signal transduction.
UUACCUCUUAUAAAUGCUGCACGUCACACAUUGUGAUUGUUGUGUGCGCGGACGGUAGUGUUCGCUUCGAUUCUGUAAACACCGCAGUGUUUGGGUUUCUCUGCAGGGCAUAGGCCAUUCGAUCAUGAACAUCCCAAGGUGUGGGAAUGACAACAACACUCUUUGGAUAUGUGUGGGGUAUUGAUGUUCGAAUUCCGUUUUUCCAAUGGCCGGAGUUGGGAGUGACGGAGAAGGCGAAAGCAUGACUGUUGAUUUCUGUGAGAAACAAGCGUCCAAUUCGGCGCAGAACUUUGUGCAUAAUUUCCUAGCAUUUGAUCGAAAUAACCCAGCGAUCGGCAGGACGCGAGAUCCAUAUGACUAUGCGAAAAAAUUUACAGAAUUCUUUCUGAGAUACUUCGACUACGAACUGCGUAGAUCGUCCCUCCAUAAUGCAAACAACAUUACGGAAGUGAAUUCUGUGGCCGAAGCGCACGGAGCUAGUCCAGCGGAGGCAACCCCUCGGACAGGGAUUGUCCCUGAAAUGCCUCAAAAUGGAAGUGACCAUAUUCAGCAUACGCACACAGAUGAUUAUGAGCGGGACAGCAGCCCUGAUCGAGGGGUCAGUCCGUCCCGUAAACCAACACGGGGUAUAUUCCGGCGUUUUUCCUUCAAAAACAUUAAAAAAUCAAAACUAUUCAAACAAGGAACAGAAGAGGGCGGGGAACCAUCUUCACCAAACCCUCGAGCAAAACAUAAAAACAAGAGAGAUUCCAAACGAUUACCAAACUCACAGCAAGACAUUCAGAAAGAAGGAAUUGUUAAUGUUCUGACCGGGGAAGACGCAAAGGGAAAAUCUAGAUGGGAGAAGACAAGGCUUGUUCUACUGAAAAACCAGAGUGGUUUUCAAAUGGAAUUUUACGCACCACCAAAGGGCGAAGGCACAAUAGAGUAUGUGAUAGAGGCUUCUGACCCAGCUGAUCUGCGUGCCUGGCUCACAGAGAUACGUGGAUGUCUUCAACAAAACCAUUGUACUGCCGCCACGGCGGAGGGGAUUGCUGCCAUGAGACCCAGAUUACCUACAGCCCCAUCAGGGUCAAUUGAAAGGAAAGACUCCCCCCAGCUGACCUCCCAGCACCGUAGCUCCUCCCAGGGCAGUCUGGGCAGUGCCACGCCCACCGUGCCACCCCGCCCCUCGCCGCGCCCCUGGAGUCUGAUACAAGUGGAGAACAACACGCCACCUAGUGGCCAGAACAUCAGCUCUGGGGACUUGAGGGCGUCGCCACGUGGGGAGAGUGGCUUCGAUGUAGGUCACCCUGAACCCUUCGAUGGAGAAGGUGGGGUGGAGACGGUGCUGCGAGAAUACCCAUGGUUCCACGGUACCUUGUCCCGUGCAGAGGCCGCUCAGCUGGUCUUACAACAGGGACCUUCGGGCCACGGGGUCUUCCUGGUACGCAAAAGUGAGACGAGGUCGGGGGAGUACGUGCUCACCUUCAACUUUCAAGGAAGGGCAAAGCAUUUACGAAUGACAAUCAAUAAUGAGGCUCGGUGUCGAGUCCAGCACCUGUGGUUCGAGACGAUAUUCGACAUGCUAGAACAUUUCCGCACUCAUCCGAUACCCCUUGAGUCGGGGGGCUCAUCGGACGUGACUCUCAACGCGUUCAUCGUGGCCCUCGAGCGGCCUCGAACCCCAACCUCCACGGGAUCCUUGCGUAGUCGAGGGGGCGGGGCGGCGGCUCAUCACGGUGGGGGCGGGGGACGCAGCGGUGGUGCACCUCUCGGCACGACGCAUCACCAGGAGGGUGGUCAGCGAGAUGUGAUGGUGGUCAGCGGAUCGGUGCGCUCCCGGACGUCGUCCAUCGAGAACGUGGUACGGGAACAGACGCAGGCCCAGCAACAGCAACACAACCGAGCCAUCGACAACCAUUACUCCUUUGUGUAGACUCGAGACCCCCACAGCUUAUUCCACGACCCUACCUACCUACCUACCUACUGUCUAUGUUUAUUAAGAACUGACUCUCUUUCAGGCUACAGAGGAAGGAAAGAGGUUGGAAAAUUUUGAAGAAGUGGAAGUCUUUUCUAGAACAUGGCAGUUGUUAUUUGUAGAUGGCUCAAGCCCGACAGUGCUAGCAGUCAAGAAAGAGACUGUAAUUGCUUAUUUGUCUUGACCUUAGACUGCUGAACACACUCUUUUUUUCCCAUCUUGGAUCUAGAAGUGGCUGAAGUCUUAAUGAGAAGGAGCUAAGGAAGAGGAUUCAAGCCACACAUUAGCACAACAAAGCAAUCAGCAACCAUUACAUGUGUAGCUCAACAUGUGGUUAUUCCUCUGCCCUAUCUUCUUACUACGUUUAUGUCUCUAUUUUUCAAUUUAGAGUUGGACAAAUGUCAUUAUCAGAAUAUAGCUUCAGAGCAGAUACUCCUUGCCUAGCGACCAGGCUGACAACUGUCGUCAUUUACCCUCGUUUGUCAAAACUUCUGUUAUUGAACUCUACUUGGGUACGGAAGAUAUGCUGUCAGCCCUGUCCCUUUCACAAAAGCUGCUGUCAUUUCGAGAACCCAGACCCAGGUGUUCUAUCUUCCUGUCUACCUUCCACCUUGAUUGAUAUGUGGCUAGAUGUUUGAUGAGCCGUGGCUGAAAUGUUUGAUGAGUUUUGGCUGAAAUGUUGGAUUAAUUGAUGAAUCUCGGCUGAAAUGUUUGAUGAACUGAUCAGUCUUGGCUGAAAUAGUUGGUGGAUUGAUGAGUCUUGGCUGAAAUGUUUGAUGAAUUGAUGAGGCUUGGCUGAAAUGCUUGGUGAAUUUAAGUUUUGGCUGAAAUAUUUAAAUGAGUCUUGGCUGAAGUGGUUCAGAGUUCUUUGAUGGAACCGUUGACCACACUUGAUUGAAAAUGUUGAUGAGUCUUGCUGAAAUGAUUGAUAAGUCUGUCUCAUAUGUUUGACCAGUAUUCACUGAUGGCAGUAUGGUGUGCAUGGAUGAAAGAAACCCUUGUGAAUGUCAGAGUUACUGGGUGAAAGUGGAACAGUUUUUGUCAGGAAAACUUUUAUCCACCUUGCAAUUUGAUGUGCCUACCACUUAAGGAAAAUGUGUUGAAAUGUGGGGAGGUUCACAUUUCCUGUAGUUGUCGAGCUAGAAAACAUUCCUCAAUUGGAGGUUUGCGGGUGCUCUGGUGUGGUUAGCUCCUUCUUUCCUGUCUUACAUCAGUCGUCUUGAUCUCUCCUACUUCUGUUUUGUGUUUGUUGCUCUCUUGUAAUACCUCUAAUCUUGGGUUCAUACAUGACCUUACUGUGUUGCAAAUGCCGUAAAACUGUUACCAACCCUACCCUUAUUGAGGAACUUGAAGCGGAUGGAGACUGAGCAACAAAUCAAAAGAAGAAAUAUCAGAAGAUGUGUCGGUUUUUUUUUUUUACAAGGGACUGGUUAUUCGUACAGUACGCUACCUUGAGGUCAGGUGAAUUCUGAUGAACCUGACAAGGUCUAGCAUAUUCGAAUAAGACUUGAUGUCAAGGCUUAUUCGAUUGAUUGAUUGAUAACAAGUUCUUGUUAACUUUUGAACUUUUAAAAUUGAGUUUAAAUGUCUAAAUAAUUACUCUUUGAUAAAUAAAGAGUUGAGUGUGUUUUUUUUAAACUGUUAAUUUAGGAAUUAAUAUUGUGAUUGUCCCUUUCCUCCCGCAUUUUUCGUGUACUGAAGAUGGGGAGCUUAAACAUCCCCGCGACAAAAAGGUAAUUAAAACAUAAGUUUUGGGAAUUUCGGACUUUUGCCCAUUCAAAAAGAAAUAGUACCUAAAGAAUUACUUUUUCAGCCAGUGUGAACUCUAAAGAGUUCAUUCCCUUUGAGACUUGAACGUCAGUUGACUGACUGUUACAACCUGGUGCCCGAAAAUGUUUCUUUCUUUGAGUUGAACUUUAAUGCUGUUUAGUGUUACUGGUUAAG